Molecule: messenger RNA, 1767 nt
Organism: Colletotrichum karsti
Lineage: Eukaryota; Fungi; Ascomycota; Sordariomycetes; Glomerellales; Glomerellaceae
Product: sodium/hydrogen exchanger family protein
Exons: 7
Coding region: 1-1767 (588 amino acids)
Biological process (GO): proton export across plasma membrane; sodium ion export across plasma membrane; regulation of membrane potential
Cellular component (GO): plasma membrane
Molecular function (GO): sodium:proton antiporter activity
Source: RefSeq, a predicted model, not a curated record
AUGCCUACUCUUGAUGUCAGCGAAUUGAACGUUGUGCUUGCCGUCUUCGGAGCCUUCAUCAUUCUGUAUGGAAUUCUUUCUGUAAAGAUUAAGAAUGCGUGGUACUUGGGCGAGGCCUUACCGGCCGUCGUUCUAGGCAUAUGCCUUGGUCCAAUAGCGGCCAAAUUCCUCGAUAGCGAGAGAUGGGGCUCGGCUGUCGAGGGCCAAACAAACGACAUCACUCUCGGCCUGACGAGAGUGAUGAUUGGUAUUCAACUGGUCAUGGCUGGCUACCAGCUGCCGAAGAAAUACCAAAAGACGAAGUGGAAGGACAUGCUCGUUCUCAUGAUCCCCGUCAUGACGCUGAUGUGGUUGGCUACAACCAUAUGCAUCCUUGCAACAAUCCCGAAGCUCACGCUCCUCGGAGCUAUGGUCAUCGGAGCUUGCGUUACUUCAACCGACCCGGUCUUGUCCCAGGCGGUUGCCAAGGGUCCUUUUGCCGACAAAUACGUCCGGCGGUCUGUCCGAGAAAUCAUCUCUUCUGAAGCAGGAGCCAACGAUGGCUUUGGUUUCCCUUUUCUCAUGCUGGCAGUCUAUCUAAUGCGGCAUGCUGAUGGCAAGGAGGCACUCCAAGUUGGCGAAUCGACCCUUCAUGCAGUCGCAAGAGCCUUGAUGCCUCGAGCAGGGGAUGUUGUCCGUCAAGGUGGAGGAGUCGGCAUUGCUCUCCUUAAUUGGCUUCUGGAGACUUGGCUCUACUUCGUAUUGAUGAGCAUCGUAUAUGGGGUUCUUGUCGGAACUCUCAUCAGAUAUGCGCUCAAGAAGUGGAUCGACUCCGAGAGCUACGUGCUGGUGCCAACUGCCAUUGGUCUUUUCAUGAUGGGAACAUCUGGGGCCAUUGGCACCGACGACUUGCUUUCUUGCUUCGCUGCUGGAAGCGCACUCAACUGGGACGGAGAAUACCUGGCCGAAGCACUGAAGCGACAUGACGAAGUCAACGCCAGUAUCGACGUCCUCCUCAACUUCGGCGGGUUUAUCUAUCUCGGCACCAUCAUUCCAUGGAACGAGUUCAACUCGGACAUCACUGGCAUCAGCCCCGGUCGAUUGGUCGGCCUGGGCGCCCUCGUCCUUGCCUUCCGCCGUAUCCCCGCCGUUCUCAUGACAUACAAGCUGAUGCCCAACACUUUGAAAGACUGGAAAGAAGCCCUUUUCAUGGGGUACUUCGGUCCGAUCGGUGUUGGCGCAGCUUUCUACGUCGAGCACGCACGCCAUCUCUUUCCCAAACUGGCAGAGGCGGAGGCCGUUGGCGACAGCGAAGUAGCCGACGUGCUCAGAGCCAUCGGCCCGGUCGUCUACUGGCUCGCAAUCUUCUCCAUCUUCGUUCACGGCCUGUCGAUCCCGGUCCUCAGCGCCAUAUAUACCUACAUGGGCGUCCAGCCCAUCCAAGAAGACCCUGUUCAGCUACGCCGCCGCUCCAUCAGGGUUCCUCCGCCGUCAAACGCUGUCGAGGGCGACAGGGACACCUUCAUCGCCUUUAACCGAUUCUCGCGCCCCAACCUAUCGAGCGAGUCUCUGGAUCACUUGGGAGAUGACGAUUCGACCAUUGCAGAUGAGAAGGUUCGGUACCCUGAUCUCGAGUCAGGUCUGGAGCAGGCCAAGAGGAAUGCGCAAUUGUCGCCACGGCACAGCUUCAACGUACCGCGAAUCACGAAGUCUCGGAGUCUCAGUCGCCCACGGACAUCGGCUAGCCAGGUCCAGUGGAGUCAACAGCCGCAUAUCACGCGAGACUAA